GUAGGAGGAAGGAGACGCCAUUAGAGGGAGGCGGAGAGGGAGUGCUCUUCGCCUUUCCUCGGGUGCCUGACGUGGUGGCUGGGGGGCCCUUCAUUCUCGGACUUCCCUCGGCCCUUCCAGGCUUCGCCCGGAGGCGAGAGUGGAGACGGCGCCCCGGGUUGACGGGUCGGUGCGGAGGGGCCUGCGCCGGCCGCGGCUGUGAAGGCGCUGCGGCGGCUGUGGGGAGCUCGGCGCAGCUCUAGGGCUCGGGCGGCGGGGAAACGGGAUGGCUGCGGCCGGCAGCGGAGGGGCGGCGGCGGGCAGAGCCUACUCAUUCAAGGUGGUGCUGCUGGGGGAAGGCUGCGUGGGGAAGACGUCGCUGGUGCUGCGCUACUGCGAGAACAAGUUCAACGACAAGCACAUCACCACUCUGCAGGCAUCAUUCUUGACAAAGAAGUUAAAUAUUGGUGGGAAAAGAGUAAACCUUGCUAUAUGGGAUACAGCAGGUCAAGAGAGAUUCCAUGCAUUGGGUCCAAUUUACUACAGAGAUUCAAAUGGAGCUAUUUUAGUUUAUGAUAUAACAGAUGAAGAUUCCUUUCAGAAGGUAAAAAACUGGGUCAAAGAAUUACGGAAAAUGUUGGGAAAUGAAAUCUGUUUAUGUAUAGUUGGUAAUAAAAUAGACUUGGAAAAGGAGAGACAUGUUUCCAUUCAAGAAGCAGAAUCGUAUGCAGAAUCUGUUGGAGCAAAACAUUAUCAUACUUCAGCCAAACAGAACAAAGGAAUUGAGGAACUCUUUCUUGAUCUUUGUAAAAGGAUGAUAGAAACAGCACAAGUGGAUGAGAGAGCAAAAGGCAAUGGCUCCAGUCAACCAGGAGCCACAAGGCGGGGUGUACAGAUUAUUGAUGAUGAACCUCAAGCCCAGAGCGGUGGCGGAGGGUGCUGUUCUUCUGGAUAACUGAUCACACUUAAGAGAUUAAACAAACAAACUGUGGAUCAUUGCCCUCAACAUGAAGACUGCCAUAUUCCAAGUCACAUUAUUUUACCAAUGGAAUUAUAGAAUUAACAGUAUUUUAAAUUACGUUUAUAACACUGCAGAGACCUUAAGUGCUAAACUUAGUGGAGUUUGUGACCAGAGAAUUGGCAUUUUUCUACAAAUGUUAACAAAGCAAUUACCAAUGGCCUUUUUACAUAUUUUUUUCUUUAAUAAGGAAUAAUAUGCAUGUAGAAAAGACCUACUUAAAGGCUUCAUUUAUAUUCUUUUAAAUCAAAUCUUUAUUUAAUAACUUAUAUAUGUUGUUGGAAUGGUAUACAUUUUUGCAGCCCUUUGUAUUUUGUGGUAGUUUGAAUUGUAUCACUUCUAAACAGCAAACUGUUUUUGUUUUCUUUUUUUUUUUUUUUUAAAUUAGCAGAUACCUGAAGUACUAUUUUUGCAGGGUUUGCACAGGCCCCUUAACUGUCUACUACUUUGAUAUAAUCUAUAUACAACCUGUAUGCUGAGCUGGUAAAAUACAUUGUAAAAUUACAUAUUAAAUAUUUUAUCUGCUUUUACAAGCGCAAGGUGCAAAACUACAUACAGUAGUCUCAUUGAUGACUGUAAAGUGAAUUAACAUUUGGUGAUAAUGCCUAAGCUUUUUGACUCUGACAUAAAGAUCAUAGCUCCCCUUCACUUUUGUCUUAACUUGAAAGUGGCGUGUUUCAAUUUUCACAUAUACUUUACUUGAAUUAUUGCUGUUGUCAUAUUUUUGCCUCUGUAAGUCUUUCUGAUGAUUGAACAACAGCAUUUGCCUUUUGGUUUGUUGGGGUUUGGGGGAGCUCUUUUUGUUUGUUUUUAUUUUUGUUUGGGGGGGAUUUUUUUGGAUAAAAGAGAUGAAUUCUGCUGAUUUUGUUUUAGAGUGGUUACCUUAGAAGUAUUUGAGUGGAGCAUGCUGAAUUUCACUUCUGCAAUGGCUUUAGUUUUCUCUUAGGCUUUAUAUGAGAUGGGUUCACUGGUGUCAGAAGAGAGGAAGAGGUACCAGACAGUUGCCACUCACCAAGACUCAUUCAUACAGCAUGUUAAUGGGUAGUUCAUGCUCCUGGGGCAGCACUUUUAAAUCCUUUGUGAGCAAAUUGUAUUUGUUCAUUGCUUGCCAGAGAUGAACACGGAAAAGUUUGUUCCAUUUUAUAAGAGCUGUCCUGAGUUUCUGUGAAGGGAAACAUUUCAUGUAAUGCGGUUAUAGCAAACACUGGAAAGAUUUAUUAUAAAAUUAUAUUCUUGUAUACUUUGUAAAUUAGUCUCAUUAGGUUUUUUUUUUUCCUAAGCAUAGGACUGAACUUAAAUUUGUUAAUUUUAAUAGAAUCAGACAGUGCUCACAGAAGGAUCACAAAUUGUGGAAAUUAACAUACAUUGUUCUUGUUCUAAUAUAUAUAUUUUUCCAUUUCUGUCAUGCUUGGAAAACUAGUAAAUGUUAUGUCUAAGAUAAAAUGGAAUGGUUCCUGGAUUUACUUCUUACAAGAAGCAGUAGUAUGCAAUAAAGUCGUUGGCAUGAGCAAUUAAGAGGAUGUAAAGAGGUUAUAGUUACUAAAGAAGUACUACCAUAUUUUUAAGUUAAGAGCUUAAGGUUUCCCAAAUGGGUUUAAAGUUGAAUGGAUUGACACCUUUAUGCUAUGCUGUUAAAAUUUUAACUUAGUAUUAAGGGUUCUGUGAGCCCUCACUUUACCUUCUUUAGUUCCUCUCCUUCCCAAACUCAACACACUGUUCUCUCUGUUGUGUGUGUUUGGGGAGGAUGGUAUGGGAAGAGUCAGAGAGAUAAGCUAACAUUUGUUUUAUUUUGUUUUGUUUUGUUUUGUUGAUUGUAUAGUCUCUCAGUUUCCUAUGAAGUUUGUGUUUAUGCAGGGCAUCAUGGGAGACCAGAGGAAUCAUGAGUAUAAAUACAGGAAAAAUUGUUUUUGGUCUUCUGGUUCUUCCACAGGUAGUAAAGAAAGCCUUGCCAUUUCUACUAUCAUACGUGCAGAUGGGAAAGAAGCUCUUGUUCAGAGUGAACUGUUUUUUAAACUAAUGAGAGAUGAAAUUGAGCUUGAUUUCAAAAAGUAAAAUCAUAAAGCCUGAUAAUUGAAGAGUUGUACUCUAAAUUUUUGACCCUAUGUUAAUGAUAUUAAGUCCAGAUAAGAACCUCUGCUCCAAAGUUGCCAGAUAAUUAUUGAUGGGGUACAACCACUCUCCAUAUAUUUUUUUCUUUACUCUCCCUUAGUUUCUGUCUAUCAUUCUUAACCUCAAGCAUUUCAUUCUGUUUUUCACCUUGUAAUUUAAGCUAAUUCAAUAGCAACAAUAAAUAAUAGGGAAUACCUGUCCUUGCUCUAAAGUCUGACAGUUCUCUAGGUAGGAUGAAGGAGGAAUGAAAGAGGACCAGCCAAUUGCAGUAUGUGCAUAAAGGAGAGAGAAAGAGAUGAGAAACUAAGGCUGAGGAAAUUUCUCUGAUACUUUCUUCACUUCUUUAACAUAUCUUUUGUGUUCCUGUCCUUAUGAAUUGUACUAUUAGGAAGAAGACAUGAGUUGUUGUAUUGUAUAUUAAAAGUAGUAGGUAGGUAGAACCAAUAUAUUUUUCAGCUAGUAAGUGUAUACAUUUAGUAUAUAUAAUUAAAAAUUGGUAUAAGAUAGUCAUUAAAAAUACCUGAAUAUUAUGUUAAAAGUAUACAAUCGUUUCUGUAAUGAUGAUGAGUAUUCUGCAUCUCGUUUUGUUUUGUGAUUAUAGAGGAAGAUCAUUGUUUUUAAAAAUGUAUAUUGCAACAAUUUGGGGGUAAACAGCAAUCUCAAAAAAAAAAGCAUCAUGUGAUUGUAUGAAA
Molecule: messenger RNA, 3798 nt
Organism: Prionailurus viverrinus (fishing cat)
Lineage: Eukaryota; Metazoa; Chordata; Mammalia; Carnivora; Felidae
Gene: RAB21
Product: RAB21, member RAS oncogene family
Exons: 7
Coding region: 266-934 (222 amino acids)
Biological process (GO): Rab protein signal transduction
Molecular function (GO): GTP binding; GTPase activity
Source: RefSeq, a predicted model, not a curated record